This is a messenger RNA of Ahaetulla prasina, 2735 nucleotides long. RefSeq names its product lanosterol 14-alpha demethylase. The transcript is spliced from 11 exons. Gene Ontology annotation, molecular function: iron ion binding; monooxygenase activity; oxidoreductase activity, acting on paired donors, with incorporation or reduction of molecular oxygen. Lineage: Eukaryota; Metazoa; Chordata; Lepidosauria; Squamata; Colubridae. The coding region runs from base 393 to 1625 and encodes 410 amino acids. The record is from RefSeq and is a predicted model, not a curated record.
AGAGCCGCGUUUCGCGUUAUCCAGGGCUGAAAGCGCGAUGGAGCCGAGCUGGUUCCAAGCGGGUGGCUCUCUGCUGGAAAGGGUCGCGGCCGACAGCCUUCUCUCCCUGCUUUUGGCCGCUUCUGCUUUUGCCCUGAGCUUGGGCUACUUGUUCCAGCUCGGCACUCGCCAGCAGCAGCAGUCUGCCAGCGGCCAGUUAUAGUCUUCUGAUUUUCUGGGAUCAAUUCCAUGCAAUUUUUUUGUAUGAUUAAGACCUCCUCCAAUCAGAGAAGUAUCCACCUUACAUUCCAUCAAAUAUCCCUUUUCUGGGACAUGCAAUUGCCUUUGGAAAAAAUCCUAUCCAAUUUUUAGAAGAUGCCUAUGAAAAGUAUGGGCCUGUAUUUAGCUUCACUAUGGUGGGAAAGACCUUCACCUAUCUCCUGGGCAGUGAUGCAGCUGCGCUCUUGUUCAAUAGUAAAAACGAAGAGUUGAAUGCAGAAGAAGUUUAUUCACGGCUAACUACUCCUGUUUUUGGCAAGGGAGUAGCUUAUGAUGUACCCAACGCAGUAUUUUUGGAACAGAAGAAGAUGCUAAAAACUGGUUUGAACAUAAGUCAAUUUAAAAAUCAUAUACCAAUAAUUGAGAAAGAAACUAUAGAAUACUUUAAAAGUUGGGGAGAGAAAGGAAAAAGAAAUUUAUUUGAAGCGCUUUCUGAACUAAUCAUUUUGACAGCAAGCCACUGUUUACAUGGGAAGGAAAUAAGAAGCAUUCUCAAUGAGGAAGUAGCACAGCUCUAUGCUGAUUUGGAUGGGGGAUUUACUCACGCAGCAUGGCUCUUACCAGGGUGGUUGCCUUUGCCCAGCUUCAGAUGCAGAGAUAGAGCCCAUCGUAAACUAAAAUCUAUUUUCUAUGAAGUAAUUCAGAAACGAAGACAGUGUUCUAUGAGAGAGGAUGACAUGCUGCAAACACUAUUGGAUGUUACUUACAAAGACGGACGAUCACUAACAGAUGAUGAAAUUGCUGGGAUGCUUAUUGGAUUGCUCUUAGCAGGCCAGCAUACAUCUUCAACCACUAGCACUUGGCUUGGCUUCUUUUUGGCUAGGGAGAAAUCAAUACAGGAGCAGUGUUAUGAGGAACAAAAAAAUGUAUGUGGAGAAGAUUUACCAUCAUUGACCUAUGAUCAGCUCAAGGAUUUGAAUUUAUUGGAUCGUUGCUUGAAAGAAACAUUAAGACUUAGACCACCUAUAAUGACCAUGAUGAGAAUGGCUAAAACUCCCCAAACUAUUGCUGGUUAUACAAUUCUACCUGGUCAUCAGAUUUGUGUAUCUCCUACUAUUAAUCACACACUUAAAGACUGUUGGGUGGAAAAUUUAAAGUUCAAACCAGACCGCUAUCUUCAAGAUAAUCCUGCAGCUGCAGAAAAGUUUGCAUUUGUGCCAUUUGGUGCUGGUCGUCAUCGCUGUAUUGGAGAGAACUUUGCAUAUAUUCAGAUUAAGACAAUUUGGUCAACACUUCUGCGUUUAUAUGAAUUUGAUUUAGUGAAUGGAUACUUUCCUGCCAUAAAUUAUACAACUAUGAUCCACACACCUACUAACCCAUUAAUUAUAUAUAAAAGGAGAUCACCAAAUGAGACACAUACAUUGUAGAGAAGCUUUUCUAGCACAGCUAAAGAAGUUGAUAGUUGCCUGUAAUUUGUAAAGAAAAAUUGAAAUUUUGUGUUACAGUUUGCUGUUCUUUUUUAUGUUUUAGUAACUUGAAUGUGUUUGAGCUGAUUUUUCUUGUUAAGUGAAAAUUCUUACUAAACAAAAUUUGUAAAGCUCAAAAAUAAUAUGGAUGAAAACACAUAAGAUGCCAUAAUUUAAAAUGGGGGAAAAAACCUAUAAUGCUAUCAAUGAAUUUUUAGAAAUACAAAAUCUAUUUCAGGUUGCUAUAACUUUGUAGAUAUUGGCAUAGUGAAUUUCUGUAUGAUUAACAAGACUCCUUCCUGGAAAACUGCUAUUAACAUGCUUACCAGAAGUGUCAUUAUUUCUUCUAAAAUAAAAUUUGAAUAGUUUUUUAAAAGCAGUUUAAAAUCAUUGGGGAAAAUCAAAUCUUGUUCCCUUCAUCUUAAUGACUGUCACGUCUGAUGCCUAAUAAGUUAACAUAAAGCAGGAUCUCUUCCAAACACCAUAUGAAAUAUUUGCUAUUGCAAUAUGAUAACUCUCUAAGAAGAAAAUAGCAAUAAAAUCUGCAGGAUUUAAAAAUAAUUUGUUAAAGUGGUGAUGUAUUUAGUAGAUCUUUUGCAGAAACUAGGAAUAUUCAAUUAUUGGGGAUGAUUAGAGGUACUAAUUUGUUAAAGUGGUUAGUGAGGUAUUAGUAGUUCUGGAGAAACUUGAAAUGUUUAAUCAUUGUUAUGUAACUAGGGAUAGAGAAUGUAUAGUGGAGAAAUGUCAUUUAACUAUUUGACCUUCAGUAAUGUUUUUAAUUAAAGAGAAUGAAAACUGACCGGUACUGUAUAACACUUGUCAUAUAUAAUCAUGUAUUGUAAACAGGUGGAUAUUUAAUAUUUCAAUCCGAUUCAUUCCCCUUUUAAUAUUCUAAUGGAAUAUAUAUUCUGUAUUAUUAGAAUAGAUAGAAAUGGAAUUUUAUAUAUAGAAUAUAUUCUAAUAUUCAUACAAAGACACAACAGAAUUCUUUAUCCAUUUAAAUGCUAUAAUCUUUGUGGCAACAAGCUUCUGUUAGCUUGGGUCUACUGUAUUUACAAUCCCAAGAAACCU